Acanthaster planci (crown-of-thorns starfish) is the source of this 3820-nucleotide messenger RNA. RefSeq lists its product as uncharacterized. NCBI's taxonomy places the organism in Eukaryota, Metazoa, Echinodermata, Asteroidea, Valvatida, Acanthasteridae. The record is from RefSeq and is a predicted model, not a curated record.
GAGGGCGCUCUUUAAGAAGCGAAUCGCAGCUUUUUCGAAUGCACUUUUUUUAGGCCCUCAUCCUGUUCGUACAUGUAGAUCAGAUGAUUUAUAUUUCUUGACUCGCCAUCGCAAAGACGUUUGUGAACAUGGGAAGCAAUUCCAGGGUGAAAGACAAGAAGUCUUCCUCUAAGCGACGUGCCAGCAGCAGUGAGAGGAGCAGCAGCAGUGGUAGCAGCGACAGUUACAGCAGCUCAUCAGAAUCCGAAUCAGAGGUGAAGUUCAAGAAGCAGAAGUUGGACUCUUCGACCAAGAAGCAACGCCGGCGAGAAAAGAAACGAGAGGAGAGAAAGAAGAAAAAGAAGGAAUUGAAUAAAAUCUCCAAGGAAGACUUUUACAACAAGAGCACGGAGUUCAGAUUAUGGCUGGUUGAAGAGAAGGGCAAGUACUUUGACCAGCUUUCAGGUUCCAAAGCCAAGUCGUACUUCAAGAAGUUUGUGAAAAAGUGGAACAGCGGAAAGCUUGGAAAGAAAUUUUACAGAGGGAUCGACCAUGAGGACGCACGAACGUCUCUGACCAGAUAUAAAUGGAAGUUUGCGGAGGUUCACACACCCCCCAAGAAACUAGACAUUGCCAAGUACGGCGACAGACACAACACCACACGGGCCGGGGAGCACCUGACCCCCGUGGCAGAUGCACUCCUGAAGCCCAGGACCUUCUCCACGUUCGGCAAGCCCUCGGUAGCGUCGGGUUCCGCAGAGGACGAUGGGCAGCGUGUGAUUGGCCCCACUCUGCCUGUGAUCGCGCAGGGCAACACAUGGCCCGUCCAGGGCCCAAUGCUACCGGGUUCGACAUUUUCUCAAGCAGGGCGUGAAGAGAGACAAGAACGGAAUGCACAGCAGCUCAGGAAAGAGAGACGAGAUUUCAGGAAACAUAACGAAAUGGUGAUGGAGGAACUCGUCCCCAAGGCUACCGGCCAUGAGGCCAAGAUCGAGAAGCGGCUGGGGCGGGCGGAGCAGAGACGACGGAGGGGGGAGAGCCCCGAGACGAGAGAGUCGUUCCUGUACGGCGGAAAGAGCGACAUCCAAUCGCAGCUGGCAGCCCAGCGUCAGAAGAAAGAGCAACGACGGGAGCGCUUGGAGGACCGAGCCGCCUCUAAGCUGGAAGAAUACCGGGCCAAGGAGAAGGCCAAAAUGACGGCACUCUUGGAGCAAGCCAGAGCCAACAAAAGUGAGAACGCCCUGUGGUGAUCGUGGCAGGAGGAGGGUCUGGGCGGGUGGGGCGAGCAGGAGGGUGUGGUUCGAAUCCCACCCCAAACCACUACAGGAUCAAGGAGAUCCUUGGAUGCAAGGAAUAUGUGCGUCUUGCAGACAUGUUGGCUACUUUCUGCCACAUUGGCCACUUUCUGUAGGAGGGAAAAAAUGGAUCCCUUUUUUUCUUGAUCAAGAAUUGAUUACAGCAGCUUUUAAAAUCAAUGCCAUGGCUUUUCUAAACAGAAGACCAUGCAGUUUCUGAAUAGACACCAUAGCUUCUGCUAUGAAGCCUUUUGUUUUCAAUUGAAGCCCGUGGUUUCUGAAUAAAAGCCUUUUUUUAAUGAGGCUCACAGCAGAUGUUUAAACCUAAACCCUAAGGGUAUAAGAAAACUUCAAUUAAAAACUGCAGGAUUGAGGACUCAUAGGUGUAAACCGUGACUGCUGAGAUGAGUAUCAAAUUACUCAAACUCAGUCAUUAACUUCCUUCCUCAAUUGCAUUCUUGAGCAAAUUCAAGAGCAAACAAUACUUUUACCAUGAAGUCAGUCAGUGCUUGUUUGUGUGUUUACAUAACACACUCCUGCUUGUGAGACCAUAAUUGUUGGCCCAUUGACGUGAGCACAAUUUCAGGACAAAAGUAAUUUGAAUAUUUUUAUCAAUAUAACAUUCCUUUUAACAUUUCGAAGUUUGGUGUGUCCAGUGAAUCUUUUAGUUUUCUCAAGUUUGUAAAUAACAUAUAUGAUUCUAAACUAAAGAGGUAUAUCUUUUCUUCGGGGGUUUUGUACACGCUCUUAAAUUGCAGUUGGAUAGGUUUUUAAAAUUUAUUUUUAAUUUCUUUUGUUUUUAGAUUUCUUCAGAUCUUUGUAUUCUCUGUAUUGUGAGUUUUGAUGAUUUUGAAGCAACAAUUCCUCACCUUAGAGAGGGGGCAGAGCUGUGAUGUAUUCUUGGCAGGAGGGGCCUGAUCUCACAGCCCUGCCUAUUAUUAAAAGGAACAUGCUUAGUACAUGUAGAUAUGAACAUUCAUCAGAUUGGUUAGUCUGGUUCCCCAACCAAAGAUACCCUGACGUCACUUGAUAAAGGUUUUGGUCAGGUACCAAGGUCAAGGGUCACAAGGAAAGCCCUAGGUGGAUCCUAUGGUCAGAUGUACAUGUACAUGCAGGCUGUUAAUGUUGGUGGUCACUUUGAAAACUUGCAAGAAACUCCAAAAAAUGCAUAUAGGAAUGGAGCAACAUUGAGUUGCAUGUAGGCAACAUUGAAAAGAAAAAAACAUGUCUCAUUUUGCAUACAGACACAGCCGGAAAUACCCAAACAUCAACAAUGCUAUUUGCAUGUGGACUGAAUGAAUCCGGAAUAUUUCGGCUAUUUUCGGAAACUGGAGGAAUUCCUCCAUUUUUUGGUCACUUAGACAUUGGGUGAUACUGGACCCUUGAUUCGACAAACAUAGUCGGAGUCAUCAGGUCUGGUAUUCAGACUACGGAUUGGUGAGCUUUUGGGUACAUUUACUCGCAUCUAAUUGGAACAUUUCAUUAAAGGAACCCAAGAAAACCAAAUGAGAUUCUUUCCUUUUUAGGGUUUUAUUUGUCUUGUACAAGAACAUUGUACAGUGUAUAAUGUGCAUGUACAUUUUGAUUUUAUGCUGUUUAUUUGAAGAAAGAUUUUUAUCAUUAAAUCUAGAAAUGGUGAUGGAAUCUUGGUUGUUGAUGCUAGUCACUUUAAAUUAAUCCCCAUUUAAUUCACAAAGUAGCUGCUCUUCAUGGGAAAUAACAUUUUCAUGGAAUAACCUCUCCCACAAAAGGGUAAAAAAUUAGCAAGCCGCUCCAAAGCAAAAUAUAAUGUCACCCUGGGGUAUUUUGUAAAUUGCUAAGCCUGUAAGUAUUAUUUCCCUAUUUGGUGAGCGGCCUCGAUGAGUUGAUAACUUGGAAUGUUUUCCGUUUGAUGAGUUGAAAUCUGCUCUGUAAAAUAAGAGGCUUUCUGUGGAGCUACCUGAUUGCCGUCUUUAGUUUUGGCCAACCACCAAAAAGCAUCCACUUGUUUGCUUUAUAGCGGAUUGUCCUGAUACUGCCCUCUUGAGGCAACAGAAUAUCACACACGUCCAACGUCUUGAACCAAGACUAUGCUGGGCAUUGUACAAGGAACAAAAAGGGAAGCACCAUUCCUUGUAUUGAACUCCAGUAGACUUCUAUCCUGAAAACGCCUCACUUUGCAUAUGUGUGCUUUCCUGGGUUGCUCAUUGGACCGUGGGCUCUCACUGGCUCCAUAGGACAGCGCUCCUGUAUUAAAGUCACGUUAUCAGACACAUACGCCUGUAUAUGUAUGCCCACUGGGAAACAGUGAAAAUAAACAAGAUAUGCCUUUUUUAAUGCCCUAUUUUCCUGUUGAAAUGUAUUGUGGACAUAAUAUACUUAGUAAAUGCAUUUAUGUGCAGGGCCACCGUAAUAUUACUGGAGUUAUAUUGAAUUUCCUUUUAUGAAAACUGAGAGAUACAAUUUGAGUUUUGCCGUAUUUCUGUUAAUGUUAAUCCCUAAAAUGUCGGGUUUUGUCGGUUCUCAACUUUUUCUUGGAUCUUAUAAUAAACAAAAGUAUUUCAACA